AUGCGUGCGACAUAUCUGGUCUCACUUACCAGGCACGACGCGAAGGCGAACGCAGUUGCGAACCUCAACCUCACGAAUGUGGCGUACGUUCAACCGGUCACCGCCCCGCGUUCAAAUGGCGGACCAUGCUAUGCCGACGCAUAUACGGGCAAUCUGAAGACCCCCGCAUGGGCCGACGAAGCUAGACGUGUCGCUGUUGAGGACAACGCCACUCCUCCCGAUGUGGCCGCAGCGUCCUCGCGUACGCGACGCGUCCCAGACUACGGCAUGAUGCCUUUCAUGACUCCGCAAGAGAUGGUCAUGGAGUUAUGGAAGCCCAGCAUCGCCAUCGUAGAGCCGAUCGUCUUCGCGGCGCCACGACCGACGCGGCCUCCGAAGGUCGACAGGGCGAAUAUAUCCGCCAUCGUUGACCACGAUUGGGAGGUCUGGAGAGGUGGUGUGCGUCUGCGAAUCACAAAGCAGGGUACGGUAAACGACGACCACCCGGUGAGUGACCAUGUGCAACCGUACUCGGCUUUGUGCUUACCUUGGGUGCGCGUCGUGGUGCAGGAGGAUAGCGAGUUUGCUUCGUGGCCACCAUUCCUACCACAUCGUUGCGAGACCGUACCACCGACACAUCAGAUGUCUUCGGGGCUUGCGUUUCCAGGUACGGGCACUCUGACGCUCCAGAACCUCGUCACUGACGACCUGGGUUCAGAGCCCGUCGAUGCCAAUGAAGAGUCCAAUGUAUGCGUCCUGUCGGAGGGAUCAGACUCAUCCUCCGAUACGGCAAGCAGCUUUGGCCGCGACGAUGGAUUCUGUGUCCAAGGAAGAGAGGAUUGGGCAUACGGGCCCGCCAUUGUCGAGCCAAUUGUGAUGAAGACAGCAGACGGGCCGUUGCGCGAAUGCGACUGGAUCGACUGCCCGUUCUGUCCUUCUUCGGUCGGUGAGGCAAUCUUCUCGAAAGGGGAUGCCAACAGCCUCACAGGCCGCGCGCAUCAAGGCAACUCGAAGGGGUCGCCCAAGGAGAGCGGGUCGCGAGCACGGGCGUCCGGACGCUCUCGACGUCGGGCUGGCUCAUCAUCUUCAGGCAAGAAGAGGGCCUCGGCAAAGACUCGUCACGUCGAGACAGGCUGCAUCCCAGCGAGAGAGAAAGGGACUCGGGCGUUACCCUCCAAGGAAGACAUCUCCAGUUGCCCGCGACCUUGCGACUGGUUCGAUUGUCUGAUCUGCGAGCAGACUGAGUCCGCGGCGACCACGGCGCGGCGCAAGAAUGCUGGACAGUGCUCGGCCGGAGAGACUACAGAUCGCAAGCCGUCGGACCGCAGGACCAGGAGAAACGGAGGCGGGGAGUUCCAUCGGGUUGCCGUCAUGUUGGGCCUAGUGCCCGAGCUGUGA
Messenger RNA from Fomitopsis serialis, 1377 nucleotides. RefSeq lists its product as uncharacterized. The coding region runs from base 1 to 1377 and encodes 458 amino acids. Lineage: Eukaryota; Fungi; Basidiomycota; Agaricomycetes; Polyporales; Fomitopsidaceae. The transcript has a single exon. The record is from RefSeq and is a predicted model, not a curated record.